GCUUCAACAAUCCUCGACUCUCUUCGCCGUAACAAAUAUGCUUCGAUUGAGAGCAUCGGCAGGCGCUGGUCCUUCUGAUCCGUUAAGAUGCACACAAACACACACACGCGCACACAAUGACAGUUGGUGAUACUGUACUGUACAAUAGAAAUACAACCAAAGAUGGUGAUGCUACACUAUAUUUACAAUUUCAUCUUCUCGCGAGCAAAUUUUAAUGGUUUAUGAAGGUGAUGGCGGUGGUGUUUUGAUCACCUGUCGCAAUUUAGGGGCCCCUUAGUGAUGGUGAGGGCCGUGGUGUCCACGGUGGUGGUGGUGGUGAGGGGGAGGCGGUCCGUGGUGAUGACCGCCGUGUCCGCCCAGACCUCCGUGACUACGGCCGAGCAUCGAGAAGAGCAGGCCGCUCCCCGAGUGGUGGUGGUGAUCGGCCGUAGGAAUGAAGGAGUGGGGCACCGAGUCAAAGUGGACGUGGUGCCCUCCACGGUGAUGAUGAUGGUGGUGGCCGCCACGGUGGCCGCCCAUGAAAGGAGGACCGUGCUCGUGGUGGCUGUGGUGAGCAAAGGGUCCUCCAGCGCCGCUGGAGAACGGGCCUGCGUGAGGCGUGAAGGGAUUGAAGUGGCCGUGUCCACGGGCCAAAUCCGCGUCCGCGACUGGCGCCAGGGAAAAGUUCCGAGAAUUGGUUGCCGUGGUGAUGAGGCCGGUUGUGAUGGUGAUGGUGGUGGUGGUGGUGUCGCGCACCUGGGCUUCUGGGGUCACCGCCCAUACCAGGCGAUGGGCUCCUCGAUGAGGCCGAAGAGGCAGUCGUACUUUCGGAAUUGUCGAGGCGCUCCCACUCGCCCUCGCUAUCGCCCCCGGCGUGGAAGGGAGGAGGGCCGUGGUGGCCGUGGUGGCCGUGGUGGCCAUCGUGGCCGCGGUGGUGGUGACGUUCCGACCGCAUGUGCAUGCCACCACGUCCACGACCGGGUCCUCCUCGGUGGUGAUGGGGGUGGUGGUGGGGUCCGUGGUGAUGAGAGAUGCGGGGGUCCAUCAUGAGAUCCAUGUUGAUGAAGAGUGGUGAAAAAGA
Acaromyces ingoldii is the source of this 1060-nucleotide messenger RNA. RefSeq lists its product as hypothetical. The record is from RefSeq and is a predicted model, not a curated record. Lineage: Eukaryota; Fungi; Basidiomycota; Exobasidiomycetes; Exobasidiales; Cryptobasidiaceae. The transcript has a single exon. Bases 280 to 1029 code for a protein of 249 amino acids.